Messenger RNA from Chiloscyllium plagiosum (whitespotted bambooshark), 3466 nucleotides. RefSeq names its product protein kinase domain containing, cytoplasmic a (gene pkdcca). Gene Ontology annotation, cellular component: extracellular region. The record is from RefSeq and is a predicted model, not a curated record. Gene Ontology annotation, molecular function: non-membrane spanning protein tyrosine kinase activity; ATP binding. Gene Ontology annotation, biological process: skeletal system development; peptidyl-tyrosine phosphorylation. NCBI's taxonomy places the organism in Eukaryota, Metazoa, Chordata, Chondrichthyes, Orectolobiformes, Hemiscylliidae.
GAAACAUGAUUGCAUUUGUUAAUUAGUCGCUAAUAGCGAGGUAAUGUGCGCUUGAUGGAUAACCGUGUCAUUGCCAAUCACGCCACUCAUUCAUAUUCCCAGCAGCGUGGGCGGGAUCUGCGCUCGUAUUUGUCACGUGCGCAACCUGGCGGGGCGGGGCCAAACACGGCAUUAUAAAUAGCCGAAUGGUUGGCACAUGAAGCAGCCAAUAAACGCCGGACAUGGGCGGCAUGUACGCUUUGAUUGGUUGAGAUCAGUGUUGUGGGCGGCAUACCUAUCGCUCGGUUUCCUUGUGCUGAGCCCCCGUGCGGGGGUGGGUCACGGUGUACUCUGGGACCUGUAGUCCCGUGCGGCCCGGGUCCUCAGCGGAUGAAGUGGAAGGACUCCAACCCCCAUGGUGCCGCGCGCGGGCAUCCCGCCUGGCUCCUGCAACCCUGUCAAUCAGCAUGCGUCACGCAGCUUUGCUUAUCAAGAUUUGGGGGGGUGGGAGGGGGGAGCCGAGGGGAAGCAACCAAUGUGAAGAAUACAUCAUAGGAAAGAAAAAAAAAUCCCUCAAGUGUUAUCUUCCCUGCAGGGUAGAAAUUUUACUGUACAAUGUGAAAACUCCAGUUUCAAACAGCCGCUUUGCAUAGUGCUUCACGCAAAGUCCUUUCGCAGAUUCAUCAACGAGAUGAAACGCAGAAAGAUUGCCAUCGCCGCUGGGUUUUGCUGUUCAUUCUUCCUGGGCACUUUACUGAAUUUGUUAUUUAUCCCUGGAUUUGACCAUCACCAACAGCAGCAGCAGCAGCAGCACCGUUUCGAGGGACCAGAGCAAGACCACCUCAGCAUUGCCCCGUCCACAUACUUCAACCGGGUGACCGACCAAGACCUGUUGAAGCAACUGAGAGAAAGGUACCAGGAGGUUGUCCGCUAUCGGCAGCAGCCUGGCUCCAGGGCGGCUGCAGGGAGGCUCGCCAGACCACUAGAGAGGCGCCUGAUGGACCUCGCACAGAACAGCUCCCCCGACCAACUGCAGCCCCAGCAUCAGCCGCAACCACAGAGACACCCCGGUUUCCAGAAGAACCGGCCGCUGACUGCGCCUGGAGAAAGUACCUUCGCCUCCAGCAGCCCAAUUCGGUUCCAUUCGCUUCCCCUGGGCUGUCCGGAUAUUAAUAACGCGAGCAGUGUCCAUUAUUUAGGCUCAGGCUACACUAAAGCAGUAUACAAAGCGGUCCUGAAUGAAACGCUGGCAGUGGCCUUAAAGUCAGUGGACUUUGGAGGACACGACAUGGAGAACUGUGUCAAGCAGUACGGGGCACUGGAAGAUUGCUACAGACUAGCUUCGUACAAACUUGUCAAAGAGAUGACACUUUUACAACGGCUGCAGCACUCAAACAUUCUGAAGCUGUAUGGUUACUGUUAUCAGGACAGCAAUGACAUCACAGACACAUUGACCACUAUCACAGAGCUUGGGUCUCCACUGGAGAUGAUUCAGCUUCUACAAGUUUCAUGGGAGGAGAGAUUCCGAAUAUGUUUGAGUUUGAUACGUUUACUACACUAUUUGGCCCAUUCACCUCUUGGCUCAGUGACUUUGUUGGACUUUCGUCCUCGACAAUUUGUUAUUGUUGAUGGUGAACUAAAAGUGACAGAUUUGGAUGAUGCCAGUAUCAGUGACACACCCUGCUCAAGCAACAGUGACUGUUUUAUGGAAUUUCCAGCCCGAAAUUUCACUUUAAUAUGCUCCUUGGAGGGCAGAUGCCAAAACAUGAACGAAAAGCGGAAUCUCUACAAUGCAUAUAGGUUUUUCUUUACCUACCUCUUGCCACACAGUGCCCCAUCAAGUCUGCGGUCACUGCUGGAUACCGUAGUGAAUGCCACAGAGUACAAACAAUUUGCCAAUGUUGCUGUCCCAGAUGAAAAUUAUCGGUGCUGGCCAUCUUAUCACCAUGAAGGCUGCUUGCUGUCAGUCUACGACCUUAAUGAGGCCAAGGAGAUAUGUGAUAACCAUUCUCAGUGCCAUGCCUUUGUUCUGACCAACCAGACAACUUGGACAGGUCGCCAUCUUAUUUUCUUCAAAACCAGCUCAAAUCAUAUAGUGCCUGCUGCAGAGAAAAUAACAUUUGUAAAAGUGGCAAACUGAGUACCAGUUGAGCCUUGGACACUCAAGAAUUUACGCCAUCCUAGCAGGAAAUAAAACCCAAGGCCGACUGCAGGAUGAAGUGCUUCUGCUCUGGUGCUUGCGUUUUUUUCUUCCAUGGGGUAUCGUGUAAUGGAAUGAAAGGAAGGGUGAUCAGGAUCACCUGGAAAAUGUGCAAUACUGUGAGGGUGGAGGAUAGUGAGCAGAAGAAUAAUUGACAUGGAUAUGUGGCUUUCUAAUACAAGGUCACUGCCAUUUAUUUUGACAUUAUUUAGUCUGGAAAUCUCCUCCACUUCUCUUGUCACUGUUCAAGCACAGAAACCACCUCAGAAUGCUGAGAGAAAUAAGCCAAACCAUUAAUUCACUGUUCGGAGUAGAUGAGGAGGGCAUUUUGAAAGUGAUAGUAAUGGCAACAAUUCCAAAAUGUCAGGGUACAGAAAUAAAUUUAGUCACACUAAGCUCAGGCAUUUUCAAUCUUGGAAUCAUUUUUAUUUAUUGGUGUUAUUGUUCCCUCUCUACCUAACUUGCUACACAGUGACUUCAUGCAAAGACUUGCUCCAAUCUUCACUGAUGUUAUUCCUAAUAGCUGAAAGGGGAAUUUAUGUAAAUAAUUGGGAAAUGGAUCCCCCAUUCCAAAUGCUUUCUCUAUCUGCCAAAAUCUCAGGGAAACUCAGGUUUGAGACCUAUCCCUUAAAGAUAGGUCUUUGGAAUACAAACGAGUUCAGAAGAAAUUCUUCUUUUCUGCUAAAUUACCUUCAUGCCUAAUUCCAAGGCACUAAACUUUCCCAAUCACUUGACUAAUUUACUACCUAAUAACAAAAUGUUCUUCAUUAUUUGGACAAAACCAACAUUCAUCAAUUCAGUGCUGUUCAGUAACAUUAGCAGAGAAGGAGAAUCUAAGAACGCAGGAUAUUAAAGCAUUAAUAUACACUAAGAACACAAUCACAAGUGACGCAAGGUGUAUUUUGAAAUGUAUUUUCUGCGAUGGACAAAGUUUGUCUUGCUUAUUUGCUUUCAGUGAAAGUAUUGUUGAUGCAAUGACAUCUGUUAUGAUCCUUUCUGGCUCCAAGAGGUAAUUUUCCAGCAUGACAUUUCAGUGAGGGAGUAUCACCGAAUGGAUCUCAUAUUGGAAAUUGUGAUGUGCACUGUGCAUAAUUUCUUUGUUAUUGUCUUAUGGCAUCAUAUAACUCAUGCCUGAAUUUUUGAAAUGGAUGAGGCUUUCCACUGAGAGCGUAGAGGCAGAAAAUCACCUCUUUAACAUUUUUUAAAAAUGUGAUAUACAUGUUUUAAUGCACAUUUAUUUAUUUUUUGGUAUUGAAACAGCAUUAAACUUGAUGAAGUGAGUAUCGA